UCUCUGUUCUAUACGAAGCAAUGAAGAAGCUCUACAGGAAAGGAACCGUACACGCGUCACCACCGCAGAUAAAAUCAGACGACAAGCUUCUCCAUUUCCUUCCUGUUGCCAUCUUAUCACUAGCAGCGGUUCUUUCUCCGGAAGACCGUGAAGUCCUGGCUUACCUUAUAUCAACCGCCUCUUACUCCAGCGACCGAAACUCUACCUCUCGCCUGAACAAGACCAAACCACACAAACAAUCCCACUUCGACAACCACUCGCCUCUCUUCCACUGCGACUGUUUCAGCUGUUACACUAGUUACUGGGUCAGAUGGGACUCGUCACCAAGUCGCCAGCUGAUUCAUGAAAUCAUCGACGCUUUCGAAGACAGCUUGGAGAAGAAGAAACAAAGGAAGAAUAAAAAGAAGAUAAAUGGGAAGAAAGAUCGUAGAAAGCUUUUAGUGAAGUCUCCAGCUCUCGUUAGUUCUAGCUUUGGUACGAAUGAUAUUCCGAGUCAACUCAGUGAGUCCUCUGGGAGUUCGUGUCCUUGUAUGUGUACGAGUUCGAGCGAGUUGAUUGACGGUACUGGUAGUUGCAACGGUGGGUUGGUGUCAAAGGAGGAGUUCAAGGCCGGAGACGUUGGUGAAGAAGAUGCGGAGGAGGAGAAAGGGACCAUGAGUAGUAGAUUUGUGAGUUUCAUUGGUGAGAAAGUUUUUGGUGUUUGGAGAUAAUUAAGAAAACUUUGUCCCAAGCCAAAAUAUCACAAGUACCUCCUUGCUCCGGAUCAUGGUAAGCAAAACUAUAUCUGAAAUGGCUGUGAAAAAUUACAAGAAAUAAAAGUCUAGAAAUGUUUUGUUUAUUCACUUGGUUCUAUCGAGGGCAACAUGUUUGAUUGUUGGAAAGUUUUCAUGUGUAAGCAGCAUUAACUGUAGUAUAAUGCGACAAAUAUAUCAUUGUAUUAUAACAUCUUGAUUAUAUCAAAAAGUUAGUAUAAUUGCACGUAU
Brassica oleracea var. oleracea is the source of this 983-nucleotide messenger RNA. RefSeq lists its product as uncharacterized. Lineage: Eukaryota; Viridiplantae; Streptophyta; Magnoliopsida; Brassicales; Brassicaceae. Bases 21 to 710 code for a protein of 229 amino acids. The transcript has a single exon. The record is from RefSeq and is a predicted model, not a curated record.